AUGACCACGGCGAACGGCUACGGGGCUAUAAACGGAGACCCAACUCCUGAAAUUCGGCCAAACCCAGACGCUGAAGACGAGAAUGGUCCUCUUCUGGGGAAGAGGGACUCCCCUCGGUCUCUGGCUCGCUUUCGGGACUAUUUGAAAGAGGACAUUGACAGGCGAUGGGCUGAUCUGCUACUGCUGCUGUCGUAUGUUAUCACGGGGCUACUGGACAGCUCGGCGGUGUUCAUUUGGGGCUCGUUCGUGAGCAUGCAGACUGGCAACACUGUCUAUCUUGGACUGGGCCUGGUGGAACCGACCAAACAAACUCGAUGGAUCAGGUCUCUCACCUCGAUCGCUUGCUUUUGUUUUGGCUCUUUCUGCUUCAGUCGCUUCCACCGCCGCUUCUCGCCAAAACGACGUUGGGUCCUACUUGCCUCGUUCGCAACCCAGUUGCUCUUGGUCAUAGUGGCUGCUGUCGUUGUUAUGGUUGACAGCAAACAAGGAAGUGACCUUCGGUGGGAAGUCAUCGUCCCCCUCUCGUUGGUUGCGUUCCAGAGCAGUGGACAAGCUGUGACCAGCCGGGCCCUGCAAUACAACAGCCUCACCAGUGUGGUUUUGACGAGCAUCUACUGCGACCUGUUCUCGGAUCCCCUGAUCAUGGCGGGGCUUUCUCAGAAUGCUGAGAGGAACCGCAGGGCCGCGGCUCCCUUGUUGCUCCUGCUAGGAGCAAUCUUUGGGGGGAUAUGGGCACAUAGUCCUGUUGGACUUGCCGGUGCGCUGUGGACGGCUGCAGCAUUGAAAAUCACCAUCAUUCUUGCAUUCUUUUUGUGGAAGGCUCAGCCACAAACCCGCGGCCGCUGA
This is a messenger RNA of Cladophialophora immunda, 846 nucleotides long. RefSeq lists its product as uncharacterized. The record is from RefSeq and is a predicted model, not a curated record. The coding region runs from base 1 to 846 and encodes 281 amino acids. The transcript has a single exon. Lineage: Eukaryota; Fungi; Ascomycota; Eurotiomycetes; Chaetothyriales; Herpotrichiellaceae.